Messenger RNA from Anopheles nili, 4011 nucleotides. Its product is annotated as WD repeat domain phosphoinositide-interacting protein 2-like. Gene Ontology annotation, cellular component: extrinsic component of membrane; cytosol; phagophore assembly site membrane. The record is from RefSeq and is a predicted model, not a curated record. Gene Ontology annotation, biological process: autophagy of mitochondrion; nucleophagy; protein lipidation. Bases 229 to 1653 code for a protein of 474 amino acids. Lineage: Eukaryota; Metazoa; Arthropoda; Insecta; Diptera; Culicidae. Gene Ontology annotation, molecular function: phosphatidylinositol-3-phosphate binding; phosphatidylinositol-3,5-bisphosphate binding; protein binding. The transcript is spliced from 5 exons.
ACACCCAUACAGACGCGCGCGCGCACGCAGCAACCUCCCACUCGCAUCUCGAUCGUUACGCACACAGCCAGGCCGGGAAAGGACGACCCAGGAAUAAAGAAAGAACAAACCCAAACCGCCUCCCCCGACUCCCACCCAGUGUGCAGUUUUUUUGUUUGUUUGUUUGUUGGUGAAACUCUCGCGUCCUUUGCGCCCGUGAAACCCCUCUCUCGCGCCCACAGCGUUUAAAUGAGUGAUAUAAGCCAGAAAUGUUUCGGCAAAAAUGGUGGAUUUUCUAUAAGCUUUAAUCAAGACUAUACAUCGCUUUCCGUGGUAUCCAGGACGGGAUAUCGAUUGUUUUCGUUAGCAUCCGUUGAUCGUGUCGAUGAAAUAUUCUGCAGCCAUGACGAGGAUACAAAGAUCGCCGAGCGGCUGUUCAGCAGCAGCCUCGUUGCGGUUGUUACCGCAAGUGAACCGAACAAGCUUAAGGUGUGUCACUUCAAGAAGGGUGCGGAGAUCUGCAACUACGGCUACCCGUCGGAGAUCCUGUCGGUGAAACUGAACCGUUCCCGGCUGGUGGUAUGCCUCGUGGACAGUAUUUACAUUCACAACAUCCGUGAUAUGAGACUGCUACAUUCCAUCAAGAACAUGGCACCGAACCCGAGCGGGUUGUGCACGCUGUCGCUGUUGUCGCAUCUCGCCUAUCCGGUUUCGACCGAGUGCGGUGAGCUGCAGAUCUUCGAUGCGGCCAACCAGCUCCGUCGGUUGAAGCUGAAGGCGCACGAUUCGCCGCUGUCCGCGCUCAGCUUCUCGUACAACGGUGUGUUGCUGGCGACGGCCUCCGAGAAGGGCACCGUAAUUCGGCUGUUUUGUGUGAAGAACGGCCAGAAGGUGCACGAGUUCCGUCGGGGCGUGAAGCGGCAUGUCAGCAUCGGUUCGCUGAAUUUCAGCACGUGCGCGAGCUUCGUUGUGGCGAGCUCGAACACGGAAACCGUACAUAUCUUCCGGAUCGAUCCGAAAGCGAUCGAGCAGGCGGAACGGCGCCAGAGCAUUGCGGUUGAGGCGGGCACUGUCGUCGGUGGUGGGACCAGCUCGAGUGAUGAUGAUGAGGCACAUGGAGCUGGUGAUCCUGCUGUGUCCUCUGGUGGCUGGGGUAUGGGCUUCCUUGCGAAGGCCGUCACUAGCUAUCUGCCGACGAACGUCGUGACGGAUGUGUUCACGCAGGAUCGCGCGUACGCCACGAUACAGCUGGCUGAGGCGGGCCUGCGGUAUGAGUGCGUGAUGGCGAAGCUGGAGAAGGAAACGCGCAUGCUGUUGGCCUGCGAGGAUGGCUUCCUGUACAUCUACAGCUUCGAGGAUGCGAAGGGCGGCGAGUGUAAGCUUAUUCGCGCGCAUGAUCUCCGUACGCCACUGCACGGCAUCACCGAGGUUGACAUCGUUGGGAACGAGAACGAUGAGAACACGAACAGCCUGAAUGUGAACAUGACGAAGUCGAUGUUGCCCGCUCCUGGUACGUACGCGGGUGUCCUGAAAGGACGCCCAGCCGACAGGAUGUCAGCAGACUCCGACUGGUGCCACGAUCUGCGCGAAGCCGUCGAAUACCCGGUCAAGGUGACGGUGCCGAUCUACGACGAGAUGCAGUUCCCACCGGUCACUCCGAUCACGGUGGAAUGACUAGGUUCGUCCGGCACAAUGCAACCGUCCCGUGGCGACCAUCUGCCAACGAAACUGCGAACGCCUGGCAAAUCGGGCCCAGUCACCUCGAAGGGAUGCAAGGGUUAAGAACGGAAGCUGAUUUGAUGGAGCGGAAGGAGAACGCAGAAAAAAGGAACAGAAAAAAGGAUUGCCCAUGCUAAACCGCGGCUGAUAUGACGAUAGAAUGAGCGUGAUGGUUGACUUCUUCUUCUAAAACAAACAAAAAAAAACCGGCAAAGAUCCGCUUGGUACCGUUGAUGUUUUUAUUUUCUUUAAUUUAUUUUUAUGCCACUUCCUCUAAGAUAGAACUCUAAGGGUAACGAACGGGCCAGCGACGUGUGUGUGGGCGCCUGCGAGUGGAAAAUAUUCUACUGCUUUCUGCAGUCGAGCUUUUUCAAUCUCCAACUGUUGGGCCAAUCAUUUUCAAGGGUUGAAAAGAAAAAUCAAACUUUCCCGUCACCGUCAUAGAAGCGAACGUCCCGGUUACGGAAAAGCCUACGUGUAAUUGUUAUUUCUUUUCUUUAAACAAAAAAAAAAUAUGCAUGCAUAUAUUUAAUGGUAUCGUACCACUAACGGGUGCAGUUAUUGCGAGAGAUACAACAACAGAAUAGUUCAAAACCGAACGCGAACCAUGCUGUGUGCAACGUUUAAUUUCAUAAACAUAGUGCUACCGUGCGGUAGUAUGGGCGAUUGCCGCAGAUAGAUGAUGAACCGGCGCGAGGUGUUGUAGUAGAUGUCUUUUCUUUAGGUCAGUAAUAAGCAAUACCAGCAACAAAAGCAAGUUCAAUUUCACAAAGUAACUUUUACCACACCGGCUCCCGUAAGGAGCCCGUACCUUCUAACGAUUCCUUCAAUCCCUUCGUUCGUCGUCCUGUCGCAAUUAGGGCGCGGGAGGAGAUUUUGAUGCCUGUCGCUUGAAAUACGACCCACGGACAGAGAGCAACAGCAGCUCGAUGGUAGAAAAAUGAAAGUGUAUUUAAUAAGAUCGUUACUCCGUUACGCGUUGAUCGUUCAUUCGUUCGAGGUGUGGGGGAGUUGCGUCUUCGACGUGCGGAUUAAAAGGAAAUAUUAGGGAACGGUUGGAAUCGAGACGUGGAAAAUAGUUAAUGGACGAACAAGCUAAUCGAACGGAAGGCGAGUGGAGGCAUAAAAAAAACAAUACAAACAAACAAACAAGAUCAUAUAUUUGAUUAAUUAGUGUUGCUCCAUGUAUUUUGGAUGAAUUUCAUGGAAUAAAGUGUAAAAAAGGACAAACUUCUGCAUGAUACCAAAAACAAUAAAAAAAACAUUGUAAAAAGCAAAAACGUUAAAAAAAUACUCACUGUUAAGUUAGUGUUUUAAGUUGUUGUAGAAAAAAGGUCUGUCUCUCUUUCACUCUAUCGCUCUUUUCUCUAAUGCACUCUAUCUCGAGAUCGUGCGCCUGCACAAGACGGACCAUGAAGUACCAUAAAUAUGUAGAGUUGUUGAGAUAUCGAGACAAGCUGGACACACAGCAGAGGGUCGAAAGAGAGGGCACCGAAAUGCAUACAUUUUAUUUAUUAAACAACACCUUUAAUGCCGUAUUAGUUUGUGGAAAAUUUAUAAAUGGAUGGUUUUCUAGCUGUACAUACACGUUUAUACACAUCCAAUGUCUAUAUUUAAGUACUUUGCGUACGGUUUUAUUAUUUUGUCGUUUGAUAUGCGUUUAUUUUUAUCCACUAUAUUGCUGGGCGAUUUUCAACUUCAAUUAAACUUUGCUUUCUAUACGUAUUGAUAAUAUUGAUUCAAAAUUCGAUUUAGACGUUUACUUUACAAGUUAGUGCUUUAUAAUCGAGAUUGAUUCUGUAUUUGCACUAUGCACUGGUCUAUGCCUUUCUGUUUGUACUAACCAAAAAAAAGCACACUUUCAUACACACACGAACACGUUUCACUGAUGCACAAGUUGAUGUUUAGUUGGAGAAGCAAAAUAUUAAUCGAGGCAGGUUGCUAGAACCAUAGUUUGGUACUCUAAACAGUGGACACGGAGUUAAUGGAGCGGAAGACACGGGAAGAGAUGUGUCUGGUCCUGUAUUUUAUGUGCGGAAAGGAACCAAAAACCAUGGUAACGAAAACAAUAGCCCUAAAUACGGACACCUAAUAGACCUUUGUGCACCAUUGCGCUCUACUAAUAGAGGAAACAAAAGAAGAGAAAAAACAAGAAAAAUACGGUAGAACAUAAAUGUAAACAAGAAAUAAGUACAUUGACAAGAGCAUGAUACAAACAAAAAAUAGAAGAAAAAAAAACAAAACAAACUUCAAAUAAACACAAAAAAAUCUAAAGAUAUAAGAUAAUUAAAGAGAAAAAACGCAUAAAAAUAA